Molecule: messenger RNA, 2417 nt
Organism: Oryzias latipes (Japanese medaka)
Lineage: Eukaryota; Metazoa; Chordata; Actinopteri; Beloniformes; Adrianichthyidae
Product: sphingosine kinase 1-like
Biological process (GO): negative regulation of apoptotic process; sphingosine biosynthetic process; cellular response to growth factor stimulus
Cellular component (GO): membrane; intracellular membrane-bounded organelle; cytoplasm
Source: RefSeq, a predicted model, not a curated record
CCUCCUUCUGCUCCAUCACUGCCGUUCCUCUUCCAGUCACUAGGGAGAGACGGUGAAUUGGGCGAGCCUCGCGCGCGCUUAAAGGGUCCCGUCGCAGGCUGCUCGGUUCAGAGUCUGCAGAGCACCGCCAUCCACCACACCGGCCUGGGAUGGAGAAAGCCGCCUCAGACGCGGACCCAUCCCGACAGCGGAACGGGUUCGUGGGCGCGCUGUACGGAGAGUUCACGGACACGCUCGACGACAGGGUCCGAUACUCUGUGAGCCUGACGGAGAGCGCGCUCACCAUCCAGAAGAUCUCGGCGCUACCUGGACAGACUAAGGUGGUGUUCAACUUGAGCGACUGUGUGGGCUGUCGCGCGCGCAGUGGGCCGGACAGCGCGGACGUCGGCGCCUACUUCACUGCUUAUUUUUACCCGUUCAAGAGGCGCUGGAUGAGCGCCGGGCUGACCCGCCAGAGAGUGGAGCAGUGCUUUCGGGUCGCGCUGGUCCAGGACCCGCUGGUCAACCUGCAGGAGGCUGAGAGGUGGGCUCGUGCCAUCAGAGAUGCUUCAGCGCUGCAAGCUCCACGGAGAGAUGGUGUGGUCUACACGGAGCUGCAAAGGCCUUGCAGAACCAUGAUCCUGGUGAACCCCCACAGCGGGCGGGGACAGGCGCUGCAGCUCUUCACUGGUCACGUACAGGGCAUGCUCACAGAGGCAUCUGUUCCCUACACACUUGUCAUCACAGAGCACCAAAACCACGCGCGAGAGCUGGUGAAGAAGGCUGACCUGUCACAGUGGGACGCACUGGUGAUCAUGUCCGGGGAUGGCCUGCUUUAUGAGGUGAUAAAUGGUCUGAUGGAGCGAGAGGACUGGCAGGAAGCCAUCCAGACCCCUCUGGGCAUCCUACCUGGCGGCUCCGGCAACGCUCUGGCUGCAUCCGUCCACCACUAUUCACAGUUGCCUCCUGCAUGGAAUGAGGAGCUGCUCCUGAGCUGUGGGUUCAUGCUGUGCAAAGGUCUGGUUUGUUCUCUGGACCUAGUGUCGAUCCACUUGACUUCCAGACAGCGCCUCUUCUCCUUCCUGUCCUUGGCUUGGGGCUUUGUGGCGGAUGUCGACAUCGAGAGUGAGAAGUACCGUCACGUGGGAGCUAUCCGCUUUCUGAUGGGCACCCUGGUGCGACUGGCCGCCCUCAGGGUAUACCAGGGCCGGCUGGCCUAUCUCCCUGCGAAGGACGCACCCAAAAAAGACAAAGCAAGCACAAAGGUGAAUUGCUCAAACACACCUCAGCAGGGCUUGUUCUGCUCUUCCCUGUCCUGUUCACUCGUACCCAACACUUCGUCUAAGCAGAGUCAGAAAUGCACAAACUCGAACUCCAACACCAUCACUAACUCCUCCAACCAGGCUGCGAGUAAAAACAAAUCUGAGGGGCAAAGCAAUGCUCGAACUGAAACCCUGGUGGACUCCCUCCUUCCUGACCUUGAUCAACCUGUCCCAGAAGCUUGGACUGUUGUAAAAGAACAAGACUUUGUGCUGGUGCUGGCUGUUUAUCAGUCACACCUUGCUGAGGACCUGUGGGCGGCUCCUAGUGCCAUGGUAAACGAUGGAUUGAUUCAUCUGAUCUACGUGACCGCAGGAAUAUCCCGGCCAGCUCUCUUACGCCUCUUCCUCGCUAUGGAGAAGGGCGCACACUUGGAGUGCGGCUGCCCUCACCUGGUCUACCAGAAGGUCAGGGCCCUGCGACUGGAGCCCAUCUCUGCAGAGGGCGUGAUUACCGUAGAUGGAGAGACGGUGGAGUACGGACCUGUUCAGGCUCAAAUCCAACCAGGACUAGCCAGACUCAUAAGUGGAUGACUCUUGCUCUACCUUUCUAGUUGGGCCUUCUUCACAUGCGGUGUCAACCUCCUCGUGUGCUUUCUAAAGUGCCAAAGAAUCCGCUCCUGAAAUUCCUUUAUUUUUCUACAUAGUUGUCCUAUUUUUAUGACUCCCUGCUCCCCUAGAUUAGCAAUCAAGGUUAAAGCCAUGGAGGGCUGUUCUUGCUUCAGUCUGAUCCUGGCUUUGAGGAAACAGGAGUCGAUUGUAUGAAUGUGCGAUUUUGUGUAUGAGGAUCUCUGACAGUGCGGUGGCAGAGGAAUGUAUUCUGCACUCUGCUGUCAGACUUCAACAGCACGGCACAUUUGAAGACAAGCACAUGGUCCUGUCAGGGGACGCUCCUGGCAAAACCACACCCCCUUUGCCCAACUGUACGACUCCAGGCUGACAAUCUACCCACCAGGCCAACACACAACAUGAUGUUACCUACUCAUUGAUUCAGAAAGAAUGGAGUUUUCCUACUGAGGAGAGUAGAUUUUUCAUCAUUAGAUUUACCUUUAAAGACCCAUUCUGAUGAAAAUUAUGUUUUUGGUGUUUUUAACAUGUUCUUGUCCCAUUUUUUCGCGA